AUGGUAGAGCAACCCAAAUCCCUUCGAGUCUUGAUUGCCGGCGCGGGCAUCGCCGGUCUAGCGACCGCUAUAUCGCUAGCCAGGAUAUCGUCUGUCGCAAAUCUAGAUGUCCAAUUGUAUGAGCAGGCCCCAGAGCUCUUGGAAAUUGGAGCAAGUAUUGCACUUGGCCCAAAUGGAAUGCGCACGCUUGAGAAACUCGGUGUCCAUAAUGCUUUGAGCGACGAAGUCGGAUUCCGGGGCCCAGGUGGUAUACCGCAGAUUUUCCGUCACUGGAAAACGGACCAAGUGGUGUCGACCGAUACUCACGCAGACGUUUCAGACCCUCGGCACUACACGACGCGUUUCCACCGUGGUCAUGUGCACUCUGCUUUACUUGAGCAUGUACCCCCAGAGACGAUUCAUCUGAACAAGAAGAUCAAGCGCGCCGAAGCUCGUCCAGAUGGCGUCUCACUGUUUUUCGAAGAUGGGACUGACGUACAUGGGGACAUUCUCAUCGGAGCAGAUGGCAUUCGAUCGAGUGUCAGACAGUCAUUCAUCCCGGAUUACAAACUCCGAUUCAGCGGCAAGGUGUUCAUGAGAGCGACGUUUGAUGCGUCGUUGGUCGAGGGCAAGAUACCGAAUUUACCAGCGGACUCGAUUCAUUGGUAUACAACAGUUGGUGCAUACGACGACCCCCGCUCGUCGGAAGAGCUUGAGAGAACAAUUGCCUGGGAUCAACUCGGCAAUGUUGAAUUUCUCAGAAACCGAUACAAGGAUUGGAACCCCACAGUGAGGGCUCUCACAGAGCUCACGCCAUCGACAAACCUUUACCCUAAUUUUGCUGGCGACGCCUUACCAACCUGGGUCUUCGGCUCGCGUGUGACACUAGUAGGAGACGCAGCACACGCGCACGGUGGUGCAUUCGCCGCCGGAGGCUCACUUGCACUCGAUGACUCUCUCGCUCUUGGCCUUGCAUUUAAACACAUCUUCCAGGGGGCCACGUUCUCAAUUGAAAAUAUUGAAAAAGCAUUGAGGCUGUACAGCCAAACAAGGCAGCCUCAUACCGCACGAUUAUUGCGCAUUGUGCAUGACCAGAUCGAUAGGAAGGCUGCAACUUUCGCGACAAGUGAGGCUGAAGAUGAAGCGUUGGUGGCCCGAUUGAAAGGUCGGCCUGAUACAGUGUGGUUAUCCGAACAUGAUGUCGAGGCUGCUUUUGGAGUUGUUGCUCAGGGGUCGCACGACGCGGGGGCGCAGCGUGUUGGGGAGGAACUAAAAACAAGUGGAGCCAUCCAACUGGAGCCAAGUAAACUAUAG
Messenger RNA from Penicillium salamii, 1293 nucleotides. The record is from the annotation of a GenBank genome assembly. Lineage: Eukaryota; Fungi; Ascomycota; Eurotiomycetes; Eurotiales; Aspergillaceae.